Molecule: messenger RNA, 8057 nt
Organism: Salvelinus fontinalis (brook trout)
Lineage: Eukaryota; Metazoa; Chordata; Actinopteri; Salmoniformes; Salmonidae
Product: zinc finger protein 205-like
Exons: 7
Coding region: 233-2131 (632 amino acids)
Cellular component (GO): nucleus
Source: RefSeq, a predicted model, not a curated record
ACUCACACGAAGAAGUAAACGGAAGUGAACAGUUAUGAAAAAACAAUUUCCACGUUAUCGUUUUUAUUGUUGUUAUUUAGACGUGUAUUAACACACAUGAACUCAAAAUAUGACUCAUUUAAAUGCAUCACAUCACACCCCAUGUCGUGUUUAAUUCCCGUUGGAGACAGGACUUGGUUGAAAGCUGUUAUCUAGGUAACGCUAGCUAGCUAGCUGCUAACGUUAGCAAAAAAUGGCUAACUGUAUGGUUUUUCACACUCAAAUAGCCUCCAUCAUGGAGGUGCUAGCGAAUGCCGCCGUGGCAGAGAUCUGUAAACUCGUAGACGACGACUAUGCCGUGUUUCGUUUGGAAAUAAAUCAAAGCCAGAAAGAAAACAGGGCUCUGCGGAGGAAACUACUAGAAGUGAAGGUUGCACGGGAGCGCGCAGAGAGGACAAUGCGAGAGCGCGUCCUCGCCAGUCGUCCCAGUAGUGUUAAGAUCCUUGACCGAUACAGAGGAAUGGCAAGAGGUGAAGGACAUCUCACUGGAGGCCACAGAAGCUUUCUGAAGCCAGCGGAACACAAUACAUGGAGAGAUGACCAACCAAUCACUGUUGAUGAGGGGAGUGGAACCACAUCCCAGAAUUCUAUGGUGAUAGAGUCUGCAGAUGCAGAGGCUGCAGGUCCUGGGGUCAAGCAGGAGAGGUCUGUAGGAGACCCACGGAACAUCAGAGACAUUCAGUCUGGAGCGCCCUCUGCAGCCACGGAGGACCCCACCAACCAAGCGCAGCCCAGGACCGGACGCAGCAUCACGGAGGAGAAGGAGGGUCCAGAGGUGCUGCUGGUGAAGGAGGAGGGGUGUGAGGAGGGUCUGGGGAACCCUGAGGGGACCAUGAUCAUGGAGGACAACCAGACUACACCUUCUCCUGAACCCACUGAGCAGCACAGAACCACACACAGUCUCACUGAGUCAGUAGACAUGGAGGAUGGGAAGCCUGAUCUGCUGAUAGUCAAAGAGGAGACAAUAGAAGAUGAACCAGAGAGCAUUGACCUGCUGAGUGGACUAAAGAUGGGGGAGCAAGGUGGUUGGCUGGAGGCUAACAGGGGAGACUGGGUGGCCAUCUUGGAUUCCCAGAACCAGACGGGGGCAAACAAGGGCCCAGGGGACAUCACUGAGAAGGCCAGGACCAGAGGUGACAUAGUGGAGUCUGCAGUCCACGAAGACCUGCUGAUAUCAGGUGUUGCUGGCGGAAGAGACUGGACCUCUGAGGCGGCUGGUCACAAACCUUGGCCUCGAAUCAGGACAGUCGAUCAAGAGCCGUCACUCUUCCUUCCCGAGUCGGAACCAGGACCCAACCGUGAGGGACAGAGACUCCACCAACACCACUAUACAGAACACAACCAGUGGACAGGGGGACUGAACAACCUCAGUCCUGGUGGUCAUCAGAGAGACAGAGGCUCCAGUCAGGGAUCUAGUCUGCAGCCCAGACCCUUCUCUUCACAUUCUCAGUGCAGGGAUGGAGCAGGGCCUGGGGCUGAUAGAGAUAGACCCUCCUGUUCCUAUGAUACAAACACCGCAGUAUCCAUGAUGAACAGAGCAGGUCACCCUGGGCUUCAGCCUUCAAAGAGGGUGGUGGGCGACCCUCCUGGUGGUAGUCUUUCAGGAAGUCUGUCUUCUUCAGGGUCUCGUCUAAUGCCUAGUGACUGGGUUCAUAGAAAGCCUGGACCUGGGUCUAGCCUUCCUCAGUUACCUCAUGGUUACCCCACCAACACAGACAGGGUCAGGAUGGGCGUUCCCCAUGAGAUGUACCUUGCUUAUAACACAGCACACAAUCCCAACAACACCCAAACAAUGGCUAGAGGUCAAGGGGGGAGCUCAAAGACUAACCACCUGAGGGCGGUGGCUCCUGCUUCUACCUCCUCUGGUGUCAUCGGGUCACAACGUGGGAGGCUGAGCAUUAGGACGGACGCAGACAAGCCAUACGCCUGCCCCACGUGUGGGAAGCGCUUUACUGAGGCAAACUAUGUGAAGAAGCACCAGACAGUUCACACCAAGGAGAGGCCCUUCAAGUGCAAACUAUGUCACAAGAGCUUCUCCUUCCUGACUAACCUUACCAGACAUAGGAGUGUUCACAAAGGGGAGAAAUCAUAGCAGUGUGGCUUGAGUUUUACGCAGGGGAUAUCUGGGAACCAUUCUUUAGCUGCCAAACACUACAUGGCCAAAAGUAUGUGGACACCUGCUCGUCUACACAUCUCAUUCCAAAAUCAUGGGCAUUUACAUGGUCUCCCCUUUGCUGUUAUAACAUCUUACACUCUUCUAGUAAGGCUUUCCACUAGAUGUUGGAACAUUGCUGCGGGGACUUGCUUCUAUUCAGCUACAAGAGCAUUAGUGAGGUCGGGCACUGUUGUUAAGCGAUUAGGCCUGGCUCGCAGUCGGCGUUCCAAUUCAUCCCAAAGGUGUUCGAUGGGGUUGAGGUCGGGGCUCUGUGCAGGCCAGUCAAAUUCUUCCACACCGAUCUCAACAAACCAUUUGUGUAUGUACCUCACUUUGUGCACGGGGGCAUUGUCAUGCUGAGACAGGAAACGGCCUUACCCAAACUGUUGCCACAAACUUGGACACACAUAAUCUUCUAGAAUGUUAUUGUAUGAUGUAGCGUUAACAUUUCCCUUCACUGGAACUAAGGGCCUAGCCCAAAUAAUGAAAAACAGUUCCAAACCAUUAUUCACCCUCCACCAAACUUUACAGUUGGCGCUAUGCAUUCGGGCAGGUAGCGUUCUUGUGGCAUCCGCCAAACCCAGAUUUGUCCAUUGGACUGCCAGAUGGUGAAGUUGUUCUUCCAGAUGGUGAAGCGUGAUUCAUCACUCCAGAGAAUGCGUUUCCACUACUCCAGUGUCCAAUACCGGCGAGCUUUACUCCACUCCAGCUGAUGCUUGGCAUUGCGCAUGCUGAUCUUAGGCUUGUGUGCGGCUGCUUGGCCAUGGAAACCCAUUUCAUGAAGCUCCCGACGAACAGUUCUUGUGUUGACGUUGCUUUCAGAGGCAGUUUGGAACUGGGUAGUGAGUGUUGCAACCGAGGACAAACAAUCUUUACAUGCUACGUUCUUCAGCACUCGGCGGUCCGGUUCUGUUAGCUUGUGUGGCCUACCACUUCACGGCUGAGCCGUUGUUGCUCCUAGACGUUUCGACUUCAUAAUAACAGCUAUUACAGUUGACCAGGGCAGCUCUAGCAGGGCAGAAAUUUGACAAACUGACUUGUUGGAAAGGUGGCAUCCUAUGACGGUGCCACGUUGAAAGUCACUAAGCUCUUCAAUAAGGCCAUUUCACUGACAGUGUUUGUCUGUGGAGAUUGCAUGUCGGUGUGCUCAAUGUUAUACACCUGUCAGCAACAGGUGUGGCUGAAAAAGCCGAAUCCACUAAUUUGAAGGGUGUCCACAUACCUAUGUAUAUAUGUGUAUGUUACAAGAGCUUCUCCUUCCUGAGUAUCCUUAUUAGACAGUGGGAAGGUCCACAAUAGGGAGAAAUCAUAGCAGUGUGGCUUGAGAUUUAUUGGUAUUUUAUUAGGAUCGCCAUUAACUGUUGCAAAUGCAUCAGGUUCUCUUCCUGGGGUCCACACAAAACAUGAUACAAUAAGAACAUUAAUAGUCAAGAACAGCUCAAGGACAGAACUACAUACAUUUAAAACGUCACACAGAUUACAAAUGAGUACAUACACACAAAAGAUCUAGGUCAAAUAGGGGAGAGGUGCUGUGCUAUGAGCUGUUCAUUAAUCUGUUUUUUUAAAAACAGGUUUGCUGUAAACUUGAGCAAUUUCAGAUGGAAGAGAGUUCCAGCUAAUCAUGGCUCUAUAUAAUACUGUACAUUUCUUGAAUUUGUUCUGGAUUUGGGGACCGUGAAAAGUUCCCUAGUGGCAUGUCUGGCAGGCUAAGUGUGUGUAUCAGAGCUGUGUGUAAGUUGACAAUGCAAAGGAUUUGGAAUUUAACACUGAUUGCAUCACCUUUUUUCAUAAGAAACAGUCUCUGCUGCACUUAGCCAAGAGAGACUGGUAUGUAUAUUGUUGAUAUUAGCCCUCUAAUUACAGUGAAGAGCAAGACAUUCCACUCUGUUCUGGGCCAGCUUCAGUUUUUCUAUGUCCUUUGCAGCACCUGACUGGGCAAUAAUCAAAAUAAGAUAAAACUAGAGCCUUUAUUUGCGGAGUGUGGUGUCAAAAAAGCCAAGCAUCUCUUUAUCAUGGACAGACCUCUCCCCAUCUUUACAACCACUCAAUGAAUAUGUUUUGUCCAUGACAGUUUACAAUCUUUUCCUGGUUAAAAAAAAUAUUUUUUAUAAUUCCAAGGUCACACCAUGUAAUUUAGUCUCCUCAACUUGCUCACCGGCCACAUUAUUCAUGAUCAGAUUCAGCUGAGGUAUAGAACUUAAAUGAUUUGAGGGAAUGAUUUUUCCCAAAUAUAAUGCUCUUAGUUUUAGAGAUGUUCAGUUCAGACUAGUUUAUUACUGGCCACCUAUUCUAAAACUGACUUCAACUCUUUGUUUAGGGUUGCAGUGAUUUCACUAGCUGUGGUUGCUGACACAUAUAGGGUUGAAUCAUCAGGGUACAGUCAGUAUACAGUGCAUUCGGAAAGUAUUCAGACCCCUUAAUUUUCCCCCACAUUUUCUUACGUUACAGCCUUAUUCUAAAAUUGAUUAAAUAGUUCCCCCCCCCCCCCCCUCAUCAAUUUACUCACAAUACCCCAUAAUGACGAAGCAAAAACUGUUUUUUUUUCAGAAAAAACGAAAAUAUCACAUUUACCUAAGUAUUUAGACCCUUUACUCAGUACUUUGUUGAAGCACCUUUAGCAGCAAUUACAGCCUUGAGUAUUCUUGGGCAUGACGCUACAAGCUUGGCACACCAGCUUUUGGGGAGUUUCUCCCAUUCUUCUCUGCAGAUCCUCUCAAGUUCUGUCAGGUUGGAUGGGGAGUGUCGCUACACAGCUAUUUUCAUGUCUCGAAGCCACUCCUGCUUUUUCUUGGCUGUACUUAAGGUCAUUGUCCUGUUGGAAGGUGAACCUUCGCCCCAGUCUAAGGUCCGGAGCGCUCUGGAGCAGGUUUUCAUCAAGGAACUCUCAGUACUUUGCUCCGUCAUCUUUCCCUCGAUCAUGACUAGUCUCCCAGUCCCUGCCUCUGAAAAACAUCUCCACAGCAUGAUGCUGCCAGCACGAUGCUGCCAGCACCAUGCUUCACCGUAUCGAAGGUGCCAGGUUUCCUCCAGACGUGAUGCUUGGUAUUCAGGCCAAAGAUUUCAAUCUUGGUUUCAUCUGACCAGAGAAUCUUAUUUCUCAUGGUCUGAGAGGCCUUUAGGUGCCUUUUGGAAAACUCCAAGCGGGCUGUCAUGUGCCUUUUACUGAGGAGUGGCUUCUGUCUGGCCACUCUACCAUAAAGGCCUGAUUGGUGGAGUGCUGCAGAGAUGGUUGUCUUUCUGGAAGGUUCUCUCAUCUCCACAGAGGAACUCUGGAGCUCUGACAGAGUGACUAUCGGAUUCUUGGUCACAUCCCUGACCAAGGACUUUCUCCCCCGAUUUCAGCCAGCUCUAGGAAGAGUCUUGGUGGUUCCAAAUUUCUUCAAUUUAAGAAUGAUGGAGGACACUGUGUUCUUGGGGACCUUCAAUGACCUUAAUUUUUUGGAACCCUUCCCCAGAUCUGUUCCUCAACACAAUCCUGUCUCGGAGCUCUACAGACUAUUCCUUCGACCUCAAGACUUGGUUCUUGCGCUGACAUGCACUUUCAAAUAUGGUACCUUAUAUAGACAGGUGUGUGGUUUUUCCCACCUUCUCAGCUUUAAUAUUGAGGAUAGAUUGUUGCUUCCAUCAAUGUAAUUGUCUGCAACAUUUCCAAUUCCCCAUAUAUUUUUGGGUAACAGACUUUUUUUGACUAUACCUUUAUUAUUCCCCGCAAACCCUACCACCCCUCCCCCAAUUGGAGUAAACUAAGAAACAAUAACACUUAGGCUUCUACCUUCAGUUUAUACAUAUUAUAUACAUAUCUAUUUUACAAUAGUUAUAUUUUGUUUGUUUUUAGUCCUUCCUCUAUUUCCGAUGUCCAUCCAGUUUGUAACUGUGCUAUUUAACAACAUUUCUGAACAUAUUUUACAGACCCGUAUGUUUUACAUUGGUUAUCUUAUUAGUCCCACCCUUCAGCUCCAUUCAACCCCUCCCAUCUAUCUCUUAACACCAUCCAUUUUGGAUUUCUAUUUGCCAUAUAUUUUUCAACUGUGCUGUGAUGCUUCACAAAAGUACUGAACCUUUUUAUUUUCAUAGCUACUACAGAUUGUAAAUUAAAGACAAAAAAAAUCUAAAAUAAUUAUUAUAUUAUUGAUCAAUUGACUAUGACUUUUCAAAUCACCCAGUAUUGCUAUCUGCAGCAUUAGUUCUAGGUAAAUGUUGCAAUUCUUCAGCCAUUCCUGGACCUGUGACCAAAAACAAGCUAAAUAUGGACAGUACCAAAAUAUAUUAUCUAAUGUCUCUUCCUCCUCGCAGCAGAAUCUGCAGAGCUGGGAAGAUUGUAUCCCCCAUAUAUAUAUAUAAUAUUAUAUUGGUUGCAAGAAUUCUGUAUAAUAAUUUAAAUAGAAAAAUUUGAAUUUGAAUUUUUGAAUCCGGCGUCGUUUUGCGUGUCAAUUCAUAUACCAUGUGCCAUGGAAUCGGUACAUCGAACAUCUCUUCCCAACUAUUUUGCGAUUUACAUGUUACAGAUGUAAAUUUUUUGGUCCUUAAAUUAAAUUGGUAUAUAUUUUUAUUUAUCACAAUUUUCUUUAACAAUUUGUGGUUUUUAAUGCAGGGCCUGACAGACAAGUUCCUUACUUUUCCCCCUUCCACUUGCCUCUUCCAUUUUUGUGGUAAUGAGGCAAUUAGUUGGUUGUAAUUUUGGGUAGAGCAGACAUUUCCAUAUGUCUGUGUUAGCUGCAUGUGUGACAUAACUCCACCAGUCCUAUUCAUGAUAUCAUUUGAAAAAAUUAUACAUUUUUUAAAGAUUUUAUUGAAAAAUAAGUUUAUAUUAAAAUUAGUAUAUUUGAGUUUUACCACAAAAUUUGUUAUAUUGAUUUUUCUGUCUUUUCAGGUGGAUUAAACUGAAAUUGCAAACAACUUCAAAUCAAAUUUUAUUUGUCACAUACACAUGGUUAGCAGAUGUUAAUGCGAGUGUAGCGAAAUGCUUGUGCUUCUAGUUCCGACCAUGCAGUAAUAUCUAACAAGUAAUCUAACAAUUUCACAACAACUACCUUAUACACACAAGUGUAAAGGAAUGAAUAAGAAUAUGUACAUAAAAAUAUAUGAAUGAGUGAUGGCCGAACGGCAUAGGCAGUAGAUGGUAUAGAGUACAGUAUAUACAUAUGAGAUGAGUAAUGUAGGGUAUGUAAACAUUAUAUAAAGUGGCAUUGUUUAUUAAAGUGGCUAGUGAUACAUUUAUUACAUACAUUUUUCCAUUGUUAAAGUGGCUAGAGUUGAGUCAGUAUGUUGGCAGCAGCCCCUCAAUGUUAGUGAUGGCUGUUUAACAGUCUGAUGGCCUUGAGAUAGAAGCUGUUUUUCAGUCUCUCGGUCCCCGCUUUGAUGCACCUGUACUGACCUUGCCUUUUGGAUGAUAGCGGGGUGAACAGGCAGUGGCUCGGGUGGUUGUUGUCCUUGAUGAUCUUUUUGGCCUUCCUGUGACAUCGGGUGGUGUAGGUGUCCUGGAGGGCAGGUAGUUUGCCCCCGGUGAUGCGUUGUGCAGACCUCACUACCCUCUGGAGAGUCUUGCGGCUGUGGGCGGAGCCGUACCAGGCGGUGAUACAGCCCGACAGGAUGCUCUCGAUUGUGCAUCUGUAAAAGUUUGUGAGGGUUUUUGGUGACAAGCCGAAUUUCUUCAGCCUCCUGAGGUUGAAGAGGUGCUGCUGCACCUUCUUCACCAUGCUGUCUGUGUGGGUGGACAAUUUCAGUUUGUCCGUGAUGUGUACGUCGAGGAACUUAAAACUUCCCACCUUUUCCACUACUGUCCCGUCGAUGUGGAUAGAGGGCUGCUCCCUCUGCUGUUUCAUGAAGUCCACGAUCAUCUCCUUAGUUUUGUUGACACUGAGUG